Molecule: messenger RNA, 9753 nt
Organism: Stegodyphus dumicola
Lineage: Eukaryota; Metazoa; Arthropoda; Arachnida; Araneae; Eresidae
Gene: Rbcn-3B
Product: WD repeat-containing protein Rbcn-3B
Cellular component (GO): cytoplasm
Molecular function (GO): protein binding
Source: RefSeq, a predicted model, not a curated record
AAUAGGUAUUGUUUGUUAAAUUGUGUUUCUUUUGAUUUCUCUGGUGUUCGAUAGUUCUUGUUAUAUGCUGAAAAACGAUGAUUUAUAUUUUAAGUAGUCUUAACAUUGCCUGUCUCAAAUAUAAAUGUAUAUUCGUUUGAAUUGAAAUGUGUAACCAGCUGCAGAAAUGACUGUUUCAAAUCAGUUAGUUGUACCCAUUACUUUAUGGGGCAACAGAGCUCCAACUCACUGUAUUUCAGCAGUUUACUUAACACGUGAUCACAAAACAAUUGUAACAGGAUGCAAUGAUGGGCGAAUUUGUGUUUGGGAUGUUUCAGAUAAUUUAAAGAUUGUUCCUCGUUGCUUAUUGUUUGGACACACUGCGCCUGUUCUAUGCCUAACAUAUGGAAGCAUUGCUACGGAUAGCACGCUUUUGGUUAGCUCAUCUGAAGCUGGAGAAAUGUCUUUAUGGGAUCUAACUGAUGGGCGUUGCCUUGAAAGUGCCAAACUUCCUUAUAUUCACACAUCUAUUCAUUCUUAUCAUAUGCUAGGAACCAAUGAUGUAAGACUGUUUUGUAAUGGCUAUUAUGCAGAAAUAUUGGUAUUGGAUGUAUUAACAUUUGAUAUACUUUUUACGUUAUCCUCUCGAGUGAAUCCUGAUUGGAUAAGUGCCAUGCAUGUGCUUCGUCCUGCUAAAAGGCCAGAUGAUGUCAUAGUUGGUUUAUCUGCUGCUGGAAUGGUUAAAAUCUGGACGUUGAAUGGAAAUGAAACAAAAAACGAGCCUGUAUAUGAGUAUGAAUCAAAGCCUAUUUGCUGCUUAAAUGCAUUGAAGUUAACAUUUUGUAUCUAUAAUCAAAGAACUGUUUUAAUUGUUUGUACAAAGUACUGGCAGAUUUAUGAUGCUGGAGAUUUCUCAUUGCUUUGCUCAUCUGAUAAUCCCCGUAAUGAGCGGUGGAUGGGAGGAGAAUUUUUGUCUGCUGACCGGGUUUUAAUAUGGAGUGACAGUGGUAAGGGCUACAUGUAUAAAUUGCCUACAAACAAACUGAAGGGGAAAAUGUUUAGCUGUAAUCCCGACAGUAAAGAAUUUCAUUCGGAAUCUAAGACAGAUGAUCAGGCUGUAUUGUACAGUAUUUUGGUUGUACCAGAUGACAAGAGACUUCUUUGUCCACCAGCUAUGAAUUUCACAACUGUUCGUGGUCAGUUACAGAAAAUCCUUUUGCGAGGAGAUUCGAGUGGUCGAGUCACUUUGUGGAAUGUACCUGAUAUCCCUGAUUGUGAUAUUCAAAAACUGAAGUCGGAGAAAGAGAAUAAUUGUCCUGAGCAUUACCCAGAAACAAAUAUGAGCUUGGAAGAGGCAUGGAAUUCUAUGCGUCCAUCCCCUGCAGGGAUAUUAGAUCAGAUGCUUGCACCUGAUUCCUACAAUUUGAAGCUUACUGCAAGUGUGUACCUUCCACUCCAAGGCAGACUAGUGUGUGGAAGGGAAGAUGGUUCAAUUGUAAUAAUAUCUGCAACACAGACUGUUCUUUUGCAACUUUUAUAUGGAAAGCAUCAAACAUAUGAAGAUUGGCCGCCUCAUCAAUUGCUUCAUGGGCACAAUGGGAGAGUCAAUUGUCUUCUGUAUCCUUAUCUAAUGCACAAUCGAUAUGACAUUGCUCAUUUACUCUCUGGUGGAGUAGAUUUUUCUGUUUGUCUAUGGGAUAUUUAUACUGGGACACUUCUUCACCGUUUUUGUGUGCAUGCAGGUGAAGUGACACAAUUACUUGUGCCACCUGUAAAUUGCAGUAAUCGAGUUCUUCAGUCUGUCUGUUCAGUUGCUAGUGAUCAUUCUGUUGCAUUGCUUGCAUUAAAAGAUAAGAAAUGUAUAAUGCUGGCUAGUCGACAUCUGUUCCCCAUUCAAGUUAUAAAAUGGAGACCUUUGGAUGAUUUCAUGAUUAUUGCAUGUUGUGAUGGAUCUGUUUAUGUGUGGCAAAUGGAGACAGGACAUUUAGAUAGAUAUGUCCAAGGUCUGCCAGCUGAAGAAAUCCUAAGUGCUUGUGAUGAAAAUAUUGUUAGUUCUGGUGAUCGUAUGACCAAUCCUGCUAUCCAUUUUUUCCGUGGUUUACGACAUCGUAAUUUGGCUGCAAUACGCCAUGCUGCUCAAAGAGGUCUAAACCAGCUACAUCAGCCACAGUUUCAUCCUUCCCCUCAACAGGUUGAUGGAACUGAAAUACAGCGUUCAAGAGCUCAACCUCUAAUAAUUCAAGGUCUUAGAACCAAUCCUAAAGACCAAGAUAGUCACGUCCUUUUCUUUGAUAUUGAAGCAUUAGUAGUUCAGCUAUUAAGUGAAGAAUAUGCCUCCCUUUCACCGGGUCAGUUGGAAAUUCAAGGGCUUAUAAAUCCAUCUGAGCAUCAGAAGUAUUUGGCCCUAUCAAGCUCUCCAGAAACCCAGCGAAAACUUUCAGGUUUAAUAGCCAAAGUGAAAGAUACAGCAGAAAAUGCAGCACAGAAAAUUCAAGCAAAAGCAGAAAGUGUAGGGUUUAAAACAACAUCUGGUGAAAUAACCAUACGUCGAAAGGAUUCUGGGGGAAGUACUGCUAGUGCUGAAAUUCCAAGUAAGAAGCAACGUCAAAUGAAUCUUGCUGAAGCAAAUUUGACCAUGGAAAUUGCACAAUUAUUAUUAUCAUUGUUACAUGCAUGGGGAUUAGAUGCUGAGUUAGAUAGAGUAUGUGAAAGUAAAUUAGGAUUGUUGCGCCCUAUGAGACCUGUCUGUUUUGGGUUACUGUCUCGAGGUGGACAUAUGGCUUUGAUAUUGCCCACUUAUCUGCAUACUAUACCUAAUAAUACUACCACCAAACCAGCAUUUACUAUGGAAGGGAAACAUGUUAGACUUGUACCUCCAGCUAUUCCACCGGAACUUGUUGAAGAGGAAGAAAGAGCUCGAAUUUUUUCAUCAAAAGGGCACUGGGAACUAUCUACUGCAAUCACAACAACUCAUUUAUUAGCUAUUAUUGCUUUAGCAAAUACUCUAAUGUCCAUGAAUAGUGCUACAUUUGUUCCAGAGCAAGAAAGGCGAAGAAAAUUACAUAGGAGACUUAGCCGUGCUGAUAGUAAAGCUGCAAAUUCUCAGCCAACAUCUCCUGGCACACCUGGUAGUACAGAUGCUAAAAGCAAGGAUGAUGUGCAGGCAAUGAUGGCUGCUGAAGCAGGAGCUUUUAGCAGUCAGCAGGCUCAAAUAAAACAAGGUUGGAGCUUACUGGCUGCCCUCCAUUGUGUUCUUCUGCCAGAACUAGUGAAAUCAACAAAAUUCAAAUGUCCUCAAGUGGAAAUGUUAGCUCGGCGCUGGCAAGAUCGUUGUUUAGAGGUUCGAGAAGCUGCACAAGCUCUACUCUUAGCUGAAUUAAGGCGAAUAUCGCCAAAAGGCCGGAAGCAGUUGGUUGAAGAAUGGGCUCCUUAUCUUCCAAAUUAUGGGGAACCUUUUCCUAAAAAUCCUAGUAGUAAUCAGUCACAGCGCAUUACUAAUGAGAAUGUUUCACCUGCUCCUCCAUCCACAUCACCUUCUGUUAGUACUGCACCUGCAACAUCUGCACCUGUAAGCAACAGUGAUCAACAAGUGUCUCAAAUAAAAGAGGAAGACCAUUCUUCUGAAGAAGAAACAGAAGAUCAUAGCCUAGAAGAAGCUAGUUGUAGAAGGCCAUCUAGUGCUACUGAAGGGAAAAGGAAGCAGACUACUGCUAUCGUUCUUUUGGGAGUUAUUGGUGCUGAAUAUGGUCAUGAAAUUGAAACAAGCAAGAAAAAGACGCCCGAUGAUCAAAAAAGAAGAAGUGUAGUUGAUGGCUUUGGGCUGUCAAAUUACUCACUUGCAAGGCAUACUAGUCAAGCUCUUGCAUUUUUAUUGUUGGUUCCACCAUCUCCAUCGUUUCCUUCUCACACAGCACUCAGAAGAGCUGCGAUAGAUUUGAUUGGAAGAGGGUUUACAGUUUGGCAGCCUUACUUGGAUGUAUCCAAAAUUUUACUUGGAUUAUUGGAACUAUGUUGCGAUUCUGAUAAACUUGUGCCGAGUAUGUCAUAUGGUCUUCCUUUGACUCCUGCUGCAGAUUCAUGUCGGACAGCUCGCCAUGCUCUUUCAUUGAUUGCUCUUGCUCGACCACCAGCAUUUAUUACAACACUUGCUAAAGAAGUUGCUCGAUAUAAUACUUUGGCUCAAAACGCUCAAGCUCUCAAUAUUUCUAUGAGCAUGACAGUUUUAAGUCGAUCCAAACCUGAAAUUCUUCGUGUUGUUGAGCUUUUGAUUGACAAAAUGCAGACAGAUGUGUCAGAUUUAUUAGUAGAGGUUAUGGACAUUGUGAUUCAUUGUUUGGAUCAUACUCAGCUGAAAGCCAGAGGAUUAAAAGAAACAUUUCCAGCAAUAUGCAGAUUCUACAAUGUGACAUACUGUAGUUCUACAAGGCGCAUAGCUGUUGGAGCGAAAAGUGGAACUCUAGCAAUUUAUGAGUUAAGAGCAUCUAAAAGUCAAACAAUCUCAGCUCAUGCUGCAGCUAUAAAUGCAUGUGCGUUUUCUCCUGAUGGGAAGUUUCUAGCAUCGUAUUCAAACCAAGAAAAUAAGUUAUGUUUUUGGCAAACUGCAACUGGCUUGUUUGGACUAGGCAAUGCACAAACACGCUGUAUCCGAACUUACAAUACACCACUUUUAAACGAAGCUGUGAAAAACAACCCUUUGAGAAUGGCUCGACUGCAGUGGGCAGGAAAUAAAGUUGUUAGUCUAAUUACUGAUGAUAAUUUAGAAUAUCGCUUUAGUGUAACAUGAAAUGGUAUUGUGUACACACGUACCAUUAAAGAUGAGUUUAAUUUCUUCCAAAAUAUAAUCAGAUUUCUGUGCAUAUUGUCCGAAUAUUAUUUUGUAUCAACUGGUGCUGUCAUUAAGAAAUAUGUUCGUAUUAGCAUAUUGACAACCUAUUCUGAACUUCAUCCAUGUUUCUAGAAAGCUGAUUUAUGAAAUGGUGGAGAAAUCUCCCAGAAAGGUAUUUGUUGAAUAUAUACCUGAUCUGUUCAUACUUAUAUUAUUGUAGACAUAUAUUUGUAAAAAAAAUAAUCAAUUCAUUUAAAAAAUGGGAUGGAUUUGCUGUGAUCCAGUUACUAACACUAAUCAGCUUGUGUUCUGAUAGAAAGUGAAGCAGCUGUCAUAUUUAAAGAAGUUAAUGUAUUACCUGGUUGGUAAAGUGGGGAAAAUGUGAAUAAUAUAAUGAAGUUUCUAUUUAUUCAUGAAUCUCAUUAAAUAGUUUAGUUCAUGUGUAUAUAUAAAAGUCAUUUUUAGUCAUUUGGUACACAACUUAGUGUUUAAAGCAUUUUUUAUAAUAUAUUGAAGAACCUUAGAGAACCAUGAAAAUGAAUUUCAGAUUACUUUGAGGUUUCACACAUUCAGUUUACUCCUUUUAUGAACAAAUGAAAGUUCAGUCUCUUAGUUCCUUUUUAUGGACCAUCUUAUUUACUUUAUUAAAUUAUGUUCCUUCAUGAUGAGAAUAUGUAUAGGUAAUUGCUUUGUAUCAGUAUUCAUAUAUCCUUUGAUAGGAAAAGUGAUUUUUUAGCCAGCAAAUAUGACACCAAAUCAUGUCAUCUAUUAAAAAUUUAAGCAAGUUUUCCUGCUUUUCAAGUAUAUCUUUAGUUCCCCCCCUUUUUUUUGGCUCUCUCUCUCUCUCUUUUUUUAAUAAAGCAGUUGGUAAUAUAAGUUGCUUCUUUGCUUUAAGAAAACUUGCAUGAAUUUUUAUUCGUUAUAUCUUUUCAGUUGUUAAUUUUAUCUUCAGUUAAAUAAAUUAUUUUAUUGUUGUGUUAUGUAUUUAAGUGUUUAAAUAUAUAUCAGAAUUUAGUCUCUUAAAACAUACAUAUUUGAGGGUUUUUUUUUUUUUUUUUAAAUUUAGGCCCAAAACUUAAACUGAUGUUGAAUCGAAUUAUAAACAAAUACUGACUGACUACAAGCUUCAUUAAAUUAUUCCAUGGAAAACUUAUAAUGAACAAGUAAAGAUUUCCUUUGCAGCUAUUAAAUUUUAACAUAAAAAUUCCUAAAUACUGAUUCCUGAACUUUUUACUGGUGAAAGGUUGAUUGAUUUUUUUCUUUCAUAUGUUGUCAUCUUAUUUAACAAAACCAGUUAUUUUGAUGAAAAUCUUAAAAAUUUUAUAAAAUCCAAAAUUUUAUGCUUCUGUAGUCAGUUAGGACAGAACCUUUCCUCAUAAUGUGAGUGUCUGGCCCCUUAAAAUGGGAUAUGAACUCUUCUAGCUAGAAAAAUUUGCAUUCAUUUCCUCAUGGUUAGAAGUCUUCAUAUUUAUUUCCUUAGUUUUCCCUAAAUGUAUGAACAUUGAAAUGCUAAAUGAGAAAACCUGAAAUGUUUGUCAGACGUUGAUCCAUGUGCUAACAGAUCUCUGUAAGAGGUGAAGAAAUUUUGCUUCUGGGAAUUUAUUAAUUCAUUUGUCAUGAAUUUGGUUUGUCAUCAAUUUUGGGUUAUUAAUUUCGGAAAUUGUUUUUUGAAAUAUUGAACUAAUUAUAAUGUGUGAGGAAGGAAGCUGGUAAAUGUAGUAGAAAAGCAAAAUUUCACAAUUUCUUUCUUAUUUUUACUAGUUUCUGAAGCACUUUAAAUACAAGUGGACAAAUAAAAUUACAUAACAAGAUUGGUUAUUGUUCAGAGUUGUACUCAAAUGGUUAAAUUUUUGUGGUUAGUGAUUAUGGUGUGGUAACCUAUUUACUGAUCCUAGCUAUUAGUUAAUUUCAAUAGUUUUUUUUGUUUAAAAAUAUUGAAUACUUUUGUUGAGAGCAAAAUUAUUCAAUUAUGAAAAACUGUUUCUCACAAUCAUUGAUUCUUCUUUGUUGCAAUAUUUUAUUCUUUUGAAUUACAUUUUAUUUAUACUCUUUGAUUAAUUUUCUUAAAUGGAUUUAAAAAAUAAUUAUAAAGAUUUUCAGGAUCUUUAACCAAGUACAUCCUGUAUGUGUUCUACCUACUUUUGUAAAUUUGCCAUUUCUAGAGCUAAAACAGAACUCCACUUGCAUGUAAAUCUUUAUAUGUCUGUUAAAAAGUGUAUCACCAAUACCAUUUCUUGAUAAAGUCAACUUAUCUGCCGGUCUAGUACACUGUAAUAGAACCAUAUAUUUCUGCUUGAAGUCCCUUUUUUCAGAUCCAGUUUGCUAUGUUAUAUAAAUAUGAUAAAUUUUAUGCUCGUUAUAUUCUUAGCACAUUUAAGACUUUAUCAUCAUUAUAACAUUUCUUGUGCAAAAGCUUUGUAAUUGCUUAUUUAAAAGCAUAAAAUUUAAGUGCCUCUCAGUCAGCUAACAUGUAACCUCUUUUCCCAAAUCAUAAAUGUGCAUACAUACACAUAUGAUAUAUUUUUCAUUAAAAGUGGCAGAAGAAAUUAACUUUAUUUCCUUAUGACUUGCUUGAUUGUGUCUAUAUUAGAUAUAUUUGGGGAAAAUUAUUUGCAUCUUUUUUUAUUAUUAUUUUUAAUAUAUAUAUAUAUGUAGAGAGAGAGAGAGAGACUGUAUGAAUGAUGUGAUAAGCUUAGCAUGUUAUUUAAUUGGGUGUUAUGUAAUUGAUGAUUUAGCCCAAGCUUCUAAGGAUGAAAGAAUGAUUGACUUGUAAAUGGAUUUAUUCAAAAUGAUGUGUUAGGUAUUAAUGAUAUUGCCGUCAUUCAUUGAUUAUAAUGGAUUGAAUUAUAAGCUUAGUUAUGAAACCGCUCAAGUUACAUUAAUAGAAUUGUUUUCAAUAUAUAUUUUGAUUUUUCAGUUAGGAAUUUUCUUAUUAUUCUUUGAAACUAUGUUUAUCUUAAUUGAUCAUUAUAUAUAUUUUUAUGAUCAUAAUAUCAUAGAUCUUUUCCAAUUUGUACUGACCUCAAAAGCCGCCAUGCUAAUUUUUAGUUCUAUUGCAGACGGAUAUAUUUAAUUUUUAAUGUAAUUUGAUAAUUUAUUUUUUAAUCUGUGGUUAUGAAUAUAUUGAGCCGUUUGCGAUAAGUUGAUUAUAUAUAAUGAUUGCCUGUGAUUAUGAUAGUGUGUAAACACUAAAUGCUGUAAAAUACAGUAUUUUGUAAUUGUAAUUUUGUUCUUGUUGAUAUUGUAAAUAAGAUUAUGAUCAAACAGUUCACGCUUAACAUAAGUUUAUGUAUCUGUAAAAAAAUUCUUAAGAUUCUGUAAAGUGACUUUUUUAGUUGUUUUUAAGUGACAAAUAUGAAUUUAAAUAUGUCAUGCAAAUGAAAGCAAAUUCUGUUAUAAUUUGUAUUUUCAUUCAGAAUAUUGGAAGGUUGAAAGUAUACCACAAAUAUUUAUUAAUUUCAUGUGUAUAUAAUUUGAAAUUAUGAACUUUUAUCAUAACCAAAACAGUUUUUGAUUUAAUAUUUGAACAGAUUAUUUCUAAACACAAAUUAUUUAUUUAUUUAUUUAUUUAUGAAUUUGUUAAUAUGAGUGUCGAAAAUAAAAUAAAUUGUGAUCUAUAUAUAAUAUAUAUGUACAUAUAAAAAAUUUAUUUACAUUCUUUUAUGUAAAUUUUUCUCUUUCAUUCCAGCUAAUUAUUUUAUGUAUUUUCCCCCCUUUCAAUGUGCAAUACUGCUCGCAUAGAGUUGCUUUAAAAUAUACAACUGCAAAAUGUGGUUUUUAAAUAUAUGUAUAUAAUUAUUUCUAAUUAAAACUUUAAAAAUCAGUUUUAAAAUAUAUAUAUGAUAAUUUUAUGUAUAUGUAUUUUUUCUCGUAAAAUUUCAUCUAUUAAUACUUUUUUUAUGUAAAGUUUUUCUGUUACCUUUUAAUUGCUACUGUAAAUUUUAUUUAUUUAUUUUUUAAUGAGGGCCACUGCUAGAAAACUAUAAAAUGUGAUUUAUGUUUGCAAAGAAACUAUAAUUUUGAAAUUUGAUUUUAAAAUAUAUGCCCCUUUUCUUUUCAUUUGAGACCUUUAAUAGUAUUUUGCUGUUGCAAAAUGCGAAUUUUUCAUUUUAAAAAUUGAAUUCAGUCUUUAAAACAUUAUUUCUGAAAAAUCAUAGUUAUGUUUAAUAGUGAGUUAUAUUGAUUUCAAACUAUAUAUCAAUUUCUGGAAUGUAAAAUUCAAUUGCUGUGUAUGUGCAUUUGUGAAAUAGCUUAAUCCCUUUGUAAGCAAUUCAAAUAGAGAUUAUUUUAUAUUUUUAAGUAAAUAUGUGAGUGAUUAAAAAAAAAAUCAGUUUGUUAAUGCAUAUUUCAAAAUUUUAAUUUUAUCAUAUAUAUAUAUCGUGUAAUGUAUACUAAUUUUAUAUUAACCAAGGAAUGAUUUUUUUUGGGGGGGGAAUAGUUUUGUUCACAUAGAAUCAGGUGUGAUUAUAGAAUUAAUCAAGGAAAGUUUUUUUUUAAAAAAUUUCUGUGUUGAUAAUCAAAUGUAACUGCUUUUAAUCGCUAAUUACAAUCGAAUUUAAAUCAUAUCUUUUUAAUUUAUAUUGUGUUUGAGUGAUAAUUUCAUUUAUACAAUUAUGUUUGAUUCUGUAUAACUUUUUGCAUCCAAACAAGUUUUUAAGAAAAGUAGAGGUACUGGGUAAUGUUUUAUAUUCUGAUGUUUUGUAGAGAAAAGGAUUCAUAUUUUAACUAGCUCAUUUUUGGAAAAGUUAUUCAGGAAAACUUGGUUAUCUCUUUAUUAUAAGUUAUUCUUUUCGUUAUUUUGUUAAUCUUACCUUUAAAACCACAUUGUAGAUAUGAAAUGAAAUAUCAUUUGUUCAAUAUGUUUUUGCCAAAAAGUCUUAAGUAAAUAGAAGUGUUGCCCAGUUCUUACAGUUUUGUUUUAUGCAAUAAAAAUAUUUUUCUUAUUUCCA